UGUAUACGGUUUAGGUACGGAUACUGUACGGCUUUUUUAGUUGCCUGAGAGAAAAUAAAAAAAGAAAGUGGUUGUUUAUUAAACUCUACUGGUUUAUGACAAAAAUUCUUAUGAUCUGUGCGGUUUACAAAUGACUGUCGCACUCUUAAAUAUUCGUUUUGAAAUCUGUAAUCAAUUUGACUCAGUUCCAGACAUAAAAUUUAGUGCAAAGGGGUUUGUUGUAUCUGUUGACAGUUCAGUGAAUAAACCAAGUUACGCAUCUAUUGUCCAAGAAGAAACACCCCCACCAACCCCUGACGAAGAGAGAUCCAUUGGCCUAAGUGAUUAUCGUGGUUGUCGGAAACCACAUGAAAUACAGAUAGAGACUUACAACUGUGAAGACUUUGACCUUCUGGGAAUUGAAGCGUAUUUAGAAGCGAGUCAUAGUUCAAUGACCUCUUACCUCGCUUCAGAAACAGAUGCUGGUGUAUUGAAAAAGGAUUUAUCAGUAAGAAAGGCUAAAUCUAUUGAUAAAGAUGAAAAGGAGCAGAAAGAACUUCUAGAGAAGGUAGUAACAGACUCUGAGCAUGUUUCAGAAAAGGUAAUACAAGAUAGUGGAGUGAGACCCAAAUCACAAAGUCCAACACCCAAGGCAGGUUUAUCUGCAAUCCAUUUCUACUCUGGUAAUCCUGCUGUGGAAAAGGUGAAAGGGAUACUGCAUAUCUACAAGGAUAACCAUUUAACCAGCCUAUCAGAGGAGACCCAGAGGAGUGAGUUGAUCUGUAUGCUAGCGGUUCCUGCCAAAUACACCAUACAUGAUCUACUAAAGUUUAAUGGACCAUGCCUGUCUGGCAUAGAGUAUAUGAGAAUUAUAAGAGAUGGUUCACCUAACCAAUAUAUGGUGCUAGUCAAAUUCAGAAAUCAGAAACUGGCAGAUGAGUACUACACAGCAUAUAACAACACAACAUUCAACAGCAUAGAGACAGAUAUAUGUCAUCUGGUGUAUGUUGGUAGAGUUGAAAUGCUCAAAGAAUCUGAGAAUGCUUGUUUACCAGUUCCUGGGAUGACUGAGCUACCGAAUUGUCCAGUGUGUCUGGAAAGAAUGGAUGAGUCAGUUGAUGGUAUUUUAACUAUAUUGUGCAAUCAUGCAUUCCAUAUGCAGUGUUUGGACCAGUGGGGAGAUACAAGUUGUCCGGUGUGUAGAUACUGUCAAACACCAGAAGAGGCCGCUGAUAAUAGAUGUAUGAAAUGUGGUUCACAAGAGAGUUUAUGGAUCUGUCUAAUCUGCGGAAACAUUGGUUGUGGACGUUAUGUUGGUUUACAUGCCUUCAGACAUUUUCAAGAGACACAUCAUACGUAUGCUAUGGAGCUAGGUAACAAUAAAGUGUGGGAUUAUAUAGGUGAUAACUACGUCCACCGACUGGUUCAAAAUAAAUCAGACGGUAAAUUGGUACAAGUUGACGAGGGAGGAAAUCCGGUAGAAAAUGACAAAAUGGAUGCUCUUAAUCUAGAGUACACAUAUUUGCUAACAAAUCAGCUGGAGUCACAGAGAUUGUAUUUCGAGGACAAGAUGGAAGAAGUUGAAAAAACUGUUUUAGGAAAGGUACACUUGCUGGAGGAAGAGAACUUGUAUCUAGCAGAACAAUGUAGUCAUUUACACGUCACAUUGGAGGCUUCUAACAAAGAGAAACAACUCAUGGAGAAAAAAUGUAACCAUCUACAGACACGUCUUGAAAAAAGCACUACACGAUCUGCAAGAAAGAGGAAAGAGAUGAAUAAGUGUUACUUGACAAUCAAAAAGUGUUGGCAGAAACGAGUUACUACCAUUGGGAGUCCAGAAUUCCAAAAGAUUUUACAACUUCCAAAAAAGAUAAGUUUACACUCUGGGAGAUUGGUCUAUCCAGAGAUUCAGGAAUUGAGGGAGCAGCUACGUGAUGUCAUGUUUUAUGUUGAAGCACAAGGAAAACUUAAAAAUGCCGAGGGCGUGUCACAAGAGGAAAUACAAGGCAGUCAAGUUGUGGUCGGGGCCUCCUCGGAGACGUCACCACAAAAUCGUAAAACGAGAAAAAAACAAAGAUGAAAGUUUAAAUGUGUUUAUCAUUUUGUUGGGUCUUAUGAAAAAAAGCAUUACACA
Molecule: messenger RNA, 2113 nt
Organism: Ruditapes philippinarum (Manila clam)
Lineage: Eukaryota; Metazoa; Mollusca; Bivalvia; Venerida; Veneridae
Product: BRCA1-associated protein-like
Exons: 16
Coding region: 131-2059 (642 amino acids)
Biological process (GO): protein ubiquitination; Ras protein signal transduction
Cellular component (GO): cytoplasm
Molecular function (GO): zinc ion binding; ubiquitin protein ligase activity
Source: RefSeq, a predicted model, not a curated record